Zychaea mexicana is the source of this 1392-nucleotide messenger RNA. RefSeq lists its product as uncharacterized. Gene Ontology annotation, molecular function: heat shock protein binding; protein kinase binding; protein-folding chaperone binding. The coding region runs from base 1 to 1392 and encodes 463 amino acids. Gene Ontology annotation, cellular component: cytoplasm. Lineage: Eukaryota; Fungi; Mucoromycota; Mucoromycetes; Mucorales; Lichtheimiaceae. The transcript is spliced from 3 exons. Gene Ontology annotation, biological process: protein folding; protein stabilization. The record is from RefSeq and is a predicted model, not a curated record.
AUGCCAUUGGAUUACAGCAAGUGGGACAAUCUCGAACUCUCGGACGACAGUGACAUUGAGUGCCACCCCAACGUCGACAAGCGUUCCAUGAUUAAGUGGAAACGUGAAGCCAUUCAUCGCGAACGCGCUGAGCGUAAAGCACAAAUUGAACAACUCGAGCAAUUUAUCCCGUUGGAGCAGUGGAUCUUGGAACAACUGGAACCAUUUCCUAGCAUGCUCGAGCCUAGCUCGGGUGAUGCCAAAGAAGCUUGCGGGCAAACCUUAAAGAAGCUUAGCGAAUUGCAAAAGUUGGCCCAAUCCAAAGGCAACCAUAUUGUGGCCGUUGAUUCGGCACCCAAGCCAAAUACCCCACCAGUGACACUCGACAAGGCCCUAACUGAACUUAUUGACACAUACACGCCUAAAUUGGACAGUGCAGACGACAAUGUGCGACAAGCGUUCUUGGGUUCGGUAAAGACAUUGCAGCAAAAGGCGACCGUGGUUCUGGAAAAAUCACAAAAGGAAUUGGAACGACUGCGUAAAGAAGCAGGCAAAAAAUUAACGUCCGAAAACAUGUUUCAUGAAACGGCCAAUCGCACAGUGCUUAACAAGGAACCAUCGUCUUCGUCAGCAGCUUCAUCAGCAGCAUCGAAAUCAAAAAAGACACCCACGAAGAAGGAAAAGGUUGUUGAAACAUUAAACCCGAAUGCGCAAAUGAAAAACCUGUCGAUUUCGGACCAAGCACAAGAAGAGGAUGAUAGCGACAGUGAGGGUGAAAAGGAUAUUGAAUUGUCCAAAGAAGCAGAGACAUUCGCCAAAUUGAAGGGCUUUGAGCCUAGCUACAAGCACAUUAUGCGAUACCCGGAUAUUGUCAACGAAAAGAUCUCGGAUCAGAUUCUUGCCGAAGCAUUCACAUCGCAACUCCAAGGCAAAGAAGAAUACGCACAUAACUGUGUCAUCCAAUCAUUAACUUUGCAAUACUGCGGUCAACUCGGAAAAAACGGUAUUGCCACUUUCUUCACCAGAAUGAAUGGUCCCAAUCAACAAGGACGCAAGAUGUUUUUCGACGAUGUCGAGGGCACUUAUAAGCGAAUCAAGACACGCUGUGCCGAGAUUCUCGCUGAACGUGCAAAUGAUCAAGUGGAAACCAUCCAACUGCAGGCGGCACAAGAUGGAUCGCCGAUUACGAUCCGUAUUCCUGAUACCAAAGAAGAAGAAGCAUACAAAGUAUUUCUGGCUCUGCCGGAACCGUUCCGUGAGGCAUUGAAGACGGGUAAAUUGGAUAACCUGAACAAGGUCUUGGAGGGCAUGUCGGUAGAUGAUGCAGAGACACUGGUACAAGUAUGCUCACAGUAUGGAUUCCUGGAUGUGGGUGGUGAAGUUAUUGAUGAAAAUGGACAGCAACAACAGUAA